Gasterosteus aculeatus aculeatus (three-spined stickleback) is the source of this 2284-nucleotide messenger RNA. The record is from RefSeq and is a predicted model, not a curated record. Lineage: Eukaryota; Metazoa; Chordata; Actinopteri; Perciformes; Gasterosteidae.
CCCUGUUGUUCACGCGGGGGAGAGAGGGACGACUCUUUAUUAUGAAGGGAUCGUUGGGCGACGGGUCGAUGCGAUUGAUUUUGCGUUUGCUUGGUUCCAAUUAACCGGCAGCCAACGCGCCACGUGCCGCUAAUGGGCACUAAUUUUGUAGCGUUGCAACACCCUCGAUGUGUGUGAUGUGGUUCGCAGGGAAGAUCGUGUGUAAAGUGAUAGAUGAGGCCUCUGAUAAUUCAUUUAGAGCCGUGCGAUCUCUGAUUGGAAAACAAGGCAGUUUCAGUUCUCCCGUUUCACCAAAUGAGACCUUUCCAGCCACUGAAAAAUCCAAUAAAUGCGACAUCCUGCUGAGUGGUGAGCUAAUAAGACGCAGCUCUUCAUGCCAGCAGCUGAUAUAUGUCAGCUGCUUCCAGAUGUCCUGCUCUUUAUAUACAAAUAUUCAUGCACAUUUCUGCAAAUAAUACUUAAGCAAGAGUGUUUUUCCGCUAUUAACUAGCUGCACACCAUGAACCAGCUUUAGCACUUCAGUGCCACCAGCUACUUAAAGUGUACUGUGAACACAUGCUGCUUGAUUGACUGCCUGAUGACUGCAGCAGUCGGUAAAGAGCGAUGCAGCUUCACAGGAGCAGUGUGGGGCCUCAACUCCUUUCUCUCAAAACGAUGCCUCGGUUCCCUUUAACAGCUGUGGGGUUCUCCACGCCUGGGGGUCCCGGCCGCAGGCGAAGAGUCACUGGCUCGAGUAUAAAAAUCAGUUUAAUUUAAGUAAUGCAGUUGCAAAGUGAAAUGCAAUGUGAAUAGAAUAGUAUUUCGCAACACAUAGAACUCUCAGUCUAAGUCGAAGGCGACCUACAAAGAACUCGAACUGUUCUUUUCAUGUCUCUGUCCUUUAAAAAACUCCUGAAGUGUGUCCCUUUUUUGUGCGACCAAAUGUGAUUGGCUGCACAUUCAAACGUAGCUCCUCCCCUCAUUGUCCUCCGUGGCGAUGACCUGAAACCUCUCUCAGCUUAAAUGACCAUAAACUGUGUUUAAUUCAUAUCGCAGCUAUUAAUCCAACAUGCUGAUGCAAUAACUAACAUCUAAUAACACGCAAACUACAAUUCUAACAACUAAACAUUAUCAAACGUAUUAUAAUUCCACUGCUAAAUCCCCAACACGUCCGUGGAUGCUGGUGCGCAGGCCGUAGAACCACCACUACAAAACCAAAUGUCUUUUCCAUGAAUCUUGAGAGCAUUUUAGCAGUGAGCGUCGCUCCAGCGGCUUGACUGCGUAGCAACGGCGCUUAGCGACGGUUAAUUCCCCCGAUUUGGCACAUCCUUCAAAUACCAUCGCGACGGUAAUGUGCACGUGGAGGCUGCCGGGUUGAUUCAAAGCAGAGCACGUGGAAUGACUCGUGAAGGGACGUUUUGGAGUAAGUGAGGAGGCAGCUGGCAGUACGGAACAGGCAAUGAUAGGUGCACCCAGGAGAGGUCCUCCAUCAACCAAAACAGAGCAGCUUCUCUGUGACACGGCACUUAUAACGCGUUCCUCGGGUAUUUUGUGGAACAGGAGAAAUAAGACGUUCAGAUUGAAGUCGGCUUGUUAUCUGACUUUCCCCGCGUCGCUCCUCCACAGUGCUCCGUCACCUGCGGGGAGGGAAUGGAGCGCCGGCUGGUCACCUGCCGGAUCGGAGACCAGUGCAACGGAGACAAACCGGAAACCGUGAGGUUCUGCAGACCGGCAGCCUGCCACGGGUUUCAACCCGCACCUUCUUCUCCCCGUUCAGAUGAGCCGUGUAGCGGAGACAAGUCCAUCUUCUGCCAGAUGGAGGUGCUGGCGCGGUACUGCUCCAUCCCGGGCUACAGCAAGCUGUGCUGCGACUCCUGCAGCAGGCGCGGCGCCGCCCUGUCGCCGUUCCCCGAGGCGGCCGAGGCCGAGGAGCACGCUCGCUUCGGCUCCGCCUCCCAGCUGCUGGAGACGCUGACGGCCUACGCGGCGGCCAACGCCACGCGCGGCGGCAGAGGGCCCGCCCCCGGCGCCGCCCCGCUGAAGAAAGCCCCGCCGAAGGUGACGCCGGCGCCCCGGCGGGUCCCGCGGCAGGCGGGCCUCUCCGGCAUGAAGCUGGCCGCCACGGCGCCGUCUCCCCCGGAGCACUCGGAAGAGGGUCAAAGGUCAAGCGGCUCAAGAGUGGAGAGAUGAGAGCGAGGCUCCUCCCCUUCAGGACUCGUAAUGUACAGCAGCAAAGAAAAGUGCUGGUUCACUUUGUUUGGUUUUUUAGAAUCUCCCCUUCCGCCCCUCACAUUGACUUCCAAAG